Ruditapes philippinarum (Manila clam) is the source of this 946-nucleotide messenger RNA. Its product is annotated as ras-related and estrogen-regulated growth inhibitor-like. Gene Ontology annotation, molecular function: GTP binding; GTPase activity. Lineage: Eukaryota; Metazoa; Mollusca; Bivalvia; Venerida; Veneridae. The record is from RefSeq and is a predicted model, not a curated record.
CAUUGACAGUACGAUAUAUCACCCGAAGGUUUAUUGGGGAGUAUUGUCCAACACUUGAAAGUAUACAUAAGGUUCAAACCUCUGUAGAUGAUGAAGACAUACGGCUGGAGAUAUUAGACACAGCAGGUCAGCUGAUGGACACGGGAUGUGUCUGGAAGGAUUAUUACGCUUUCUGGGGAGAUUGUUAUAUUUACGUUUAUUCCAUCAAUGACAAAGAUAGCUUCGAACAAAUAAUCAACUUUAAAAGAAAAAUAGAAAGCGUGAGAAGAAACACAACAUGUGGUCUGUUAGUUGGGAACAAAUCUGAUCUACUCCAUGAUCGUCAUGUACCGGAAUCAGACGCGAUGGAGUUAGCAGACGAGAUUGGAUGUAGAUCGUAUGAAGUGUCGGCUGCUGACUGGACACAAGUUGAUAAGAUUAUUGAUAUGUUCAAUGAUAUUGUACGAGACUACAGAAAAUUACGGACACCCCGUGAUAUUCGUGCAAGACGACCAAGUUCGUCGACAAGAUUUAGACAAGCUAUUCAAAAAGUGAUAAGUGGACGCAGUAUUCCUAAAAGAAUAUCACAGACUAAUUCCUAGCAUUUAAUAUACAUCUUGACCAAUAUUUAACAUACCUCAUAAUUCUUUAUUCGUUCAAAUAUUGAUAGAACUUUUAACUUUGUACUUGUAUUCUUCGAUGUUAUUUUUGUUUCAGAAAUGACCUUAUAAUCGACAUAUCUAUCUUCUGAAUAAGCCGUAAUUUUACAAGUACCAAGUUAAUUCAGACCACGAACACUUGGGAGACCAGAUAUUUAGAUAAGAUUUGUGGAUAUUUUGGGAUGACCGUUCUUGAGACAUUACAGACGAUUGUAAGGUACACCUAUGACCACAAUCUAAGAGCAUACAUUUAUAUGAUGAGACAUACAUUUGUGAUAUUUUGUUAUUUCUGAACUAUCAUGUCAAGA